CGCAGCUCGGUGCGCGACGUCCGUUCGCGGAGGGCUCCGCGCGUCCCUCCUGCCCGAUCCCAGGCCUCCCCACGAGUGUGAGCGAGACAGCGCACCGCGCGAAAGAGCGAGAGCCGCGAGAAAGAGACUGCGCUAUGGCAGUGUCGCAACCUCGCCCACCUGACCGUGUUGACGCCGCGCUCGAAAAAGUUGCGCCGCUGCGCUAUUUGAAGGCGCACGAAUGUCGCGCGGAGCGUGCCGUGACGCGUUAUUAUCACAAUUCCUUGUCUAACAACAGUUUUCUAAGUUACAAAAGACGUUUUGAUCACGUUCACGAAGAUUUCAACGCAUUAUCACCACUUAUUCAACGGUGAAAGUGUGAUGGGCCCUUGCUGAUCUACCAUGAUGAAGCGAACGGCCGUGCCGCGGCUCGGGCCUGAUGAGCCCUCGCCGCUGCCAACCCAGUCGCCAGCCCAGAUUCAACAAGCUGGCGCGAGCAACAUGCAUACACUUGCGCAAUCUACUUCAAUAGCCCAACCCCAGUUGCUUGACACGCUGCGCACAGGCGCUACAGCCAUGCUCUCAGUUAGCAGCGUGGGCGGCGUGGGCAACGUGGGCGUGGGCUCCGCGUUUGGGCGGGCGGGGCCCCGGGGCGCGGGCCCUGCUGUCAUCAACUACUUGAAGGCGGGGGCGGUGCAGUACGCCGCCGCUAAACCGCCGCAGCCGCAGGUGCCGCCUAGGCUGAAGACUCGGCGUGACAAGAGUGUUUGGGCGGCGCCCCGGGGCGCGGGCCCUGCCGUCAUCAACUACUUGAAGGCGGGGGCGGUGCAGUACGCCGCCGCCAAACCGCCGCAGCCGCAGGUGCCGCCUAGGCUGAAGAGUGUUUGGGCGGCGCCCCGGGGCGCGGGCCCCGCCGUCAUCAACUACUUGAAGGCGGGGGCGGUGCAGUACGCCGCCGCUAAACCGCCGCAGCCGCAGGUGCCGCCUAGGCUCAAGAGUGUUUGGGCGGGGCCCCGGGGCGCGGGCCCUGCCGUCAUCAACUACUUGAAGGCGGGGGCGGUGCAGUACGCCGCCGCUAAACCGCCGCAGCCGCAGGUGCCGCCUAGGCUGAAGCUCUUCGAACACCAGCCGCACCAGCCCCACCAGCCGCAUCAGCCCCACCAGCCCAUGCCGGGCCGGGUGUCGCCGAACCCCGCCCAGCCUGGUGCCCAAUUCCAACGGCUUAAGGUCGAAGAUGCCCUGUCGUAUCUGGACCAGGUCAAAUACAAGUUUAAUACGCAGCCCCAGGUGUACAACGACUUUCUGGAUAUCAUGAAGGAGUUUAAGAGUCAGACUAUCGACACCCCAGGCGUUAUCACUCGAGUGUCGAAUCUCUUCAAGGGCCAUCCCGAGUUAAUUGUGGGAUUCAACACGUUUCUGCCACCCGGAUACAAGAUCGAAGUUCAGAGCAAUGGACAGGUAUCAGUCUCCAUGCCGUCUCCUACCGGCAUGGGUGGCGGCAUGGUGCUGGGCGUGCACCACACGCCUCCUCAGCCGCAUCUGGUGCAACUGCUGCCGGUGCAGCCCGCCUCGCCGCCGCUGCUGUCUGUGCCGCAAUCGGUGAACAGCGCUAUAGUCCAUAACUUGUCUGUGACUCCUGGGAACACGCUGCAUCAUAUAUCCCAGGCACAUCAGCAGAUUGAGGCUGCGUCCAUUCACCAUACUCCUGGUACUGUAGCGCCACCGGCUGGCAGCGGUGGACAUCCGGCCUCUGCUCCUCCGGGGCAGCCUGUGGAGUUCAAUCAUGCUAUUGAAUACGUCAAUAAGAUUAAGUCGCGGUUCUCUCGCCAACCGGACAAGUACAAGCGGUUUUUGGAGAUACUCCAUGCUUACCAGAGGGGUCAUCGUGAUGUUAAAGAACCACAGGCUAAACAGCAGACGGAACAAGAGGUGUAUUCUCAGGUGGCAAAACUAUUCGAGAACCAAGACGACCUGUUGGCUGAAUUCGGGCAGUUCUUACCUGACGCCAAGGCGGUCACCAAGCCGCAUUAUGCCCACGCUCGGUCGCCGCCGCCUCCACAGCAACGCGUGGACAGCGAGCCGGAGCGCGAGCGCGAGCGCGAACGUUUCUGCGUGUCGCCGCCACACGCGCACGCGCCGCACGCCGCGCCGCAUGCCGCGCCGCACGCCGCGCCGCAUCAUCAUCCGCAGCAGGUGAGCAAGCACCCGGCGCCGGCCGCCGCGCCGCCGCAGCACCUCAAGAGGUCACCCAGCUUCACCUCCUCCACGCAGAUAGCCGUAGGCGCGCCCCCAGCCAAGAAAUCCCGCGUGUCCGGCCUAAGCGGCGCGGGCGUGCGUGACGUCACGUACGCGGAGGCAGCCAAAUACGGGACGCACCACGAGUAUAGCUUCUUCGACAAAGCUAGGAAGGCGCUGCGCUCGCAGCAUGUUUAUGACAACUUUUUGAGAUGCCUGCUCCUCUUCACCAACGAGAUCAUCUCAUCCUCGGAACUGCUCUGCGUGACGGGUCCGUUCCUGUGCCGACAUCCGGAACUCCAGAAAUGGUUACAAGACUUCGUGGCGCCCGCAUCGCCGCCUCACACGCCGCCUGCCAUGAUGCAUACAGGCUACAACAACACCAGCUACCCGAACACCAACAGCCUGCUGAGCUACGACCGCGAGCGCGACCGCACCGACCGCAACGACCGCGGCGACCGCAGCGACCGGGACAACCGGGACAAGUGCGUCCGCUACGAGCCCGUGGGACACUUGGGGGCGCAGCUGAGGCACGACAGACCUCAGGGCGACGCCGCUAUGGAUAUUGAUCUGUCAACGUGCAAGCGUCUGGGCACGUCAUACUGUGCGUUGCCGCGGGACGCCGCCGCGCGCCGUUGUUCUGGCCGCACAGCGCUGUGCAAAGAGGUAUUGAAUGAUACCUGGGUGUCGUUCCCGACUUGGAGCGAGGACUCGACGUUCGUGACGUCACGCAAGACCCAGUACGAGGAGUACAUCUACCGCUGCGAGGACGAGCGGUUUGAGCUGGACGUGGUAAUCGAAACCAACGCAGCCACCAUUCGCGUAUUAGAAGGCGUUCAGAAGAAGCUCGCUCGGAUGAGCGCAGACGAUGCAGCCAGACACCGUCUGGACGACUGCCUGGGCGGACACUCGCCCACCAUCCACCAGAGGGCAUUACGGCGCAUAUACGGCGAUAAGGCGGUGGAUAUCAUAGCGGGGCUGAAGAAGAACCCUGUGGUAGCCGUGCCGGUGGUGCUUAGGCGGCUGAAGGCUAAGGAGGAGGAAUGGAGGGAGGCUCAGAAGGGCUUCAACAAGCAAUGGCGCGAGCAAAACGAGAAAUACUACCUGAAGUCUUUAGACCAUCAGGGCAUCAACUUCAAGCAGAACGACCUCAAAGCGAUGCGCUCCAAGACAUUAUUCAACGAGCUAGAGAGCGCUUACGCCGCGCGCCGACCGGGCCCACAUCUAAGUUUGGAUUAUGCUGUGCGAGGAAGACAUGAAGCGAUAAAGAUCCUCCGAGACUGUACGGAGCUACUCAUACACCACGCCAGAAGGCAGACGGCGAUUCAGAAGGCAGAAAAGCGAAGAAUCAAGCAGUUGUUAAGACAGUUCUUGCCGGAUCUGUUCGCGCAUCCUAGACAGCCGUUGAGCGACGAUGAGAGGGAUGAAGAGGAAAAAAUCGACCCGCCAAGCCCGGGCAGUCCCGCUGAGCCUGCCGACGAAAAAACCAACAACGGGUCGAAUGUCAAGCAAGAGAAGCAAGAGUCAUCAGAAUCUGAUGCCGCAUCAGACAAGAGCAGCAGGAACAACAAGAAUGACAAAGAAAACAAACCUAAGAACAACAACAAUACAGAUAGUAAAGAGCCAGUGAGUGCAACAAACAGCGUGAAACGAAGCAGCAGCAACGAAGACACGUCCAUAAAGAACGACAUCAAGCAGGAGAGUGAUUUGGACUACAGAGAUCACCCGCCAAAUGAGGCGCGCUUCGUCUGCACAUCGUCGUGGUAUCUAUUCCUGCGGCUUCACGCGGCAGUGUGCCAGCGACUGGCCGGAGCCCUACGGACUGCCUCGGCCUUGGCGGACGCAGAGCGCCGCGCCGCCAGGCACCCUAGUGUGGCUACGGCAUUACGGCUUAAGCCUAACAACCUACCAGCGGACGUGACCUCCCCAGCGGACUAUUACAACGCACUCCUGGAGCUGGUCAAAGGAGUGUUAGAUGGCAACACUGAGCCGGCGGCCUAUGAGGAUGCCGCGAGGGAGAUGUUGGGCAUCAAGGCGUAUCCUGCGUAUACGCUGGAUAAACUGGUGUCUAUCGCUGUUAGGCAGCUGCAACACUGUGUGUCGGAGCCGUGGUCAGUGCGCGCCGCUGAGCUGUGCGCCCGGGACGGUAUGCGCGGGCCGCUGGGAUACGUGCGCCGAGCUGCCAGAUAUCUGCGACACGACCACAACGCGUUCCUUGUUAAAGUCGUGAGUAUUCUUGUGAUGUUUGCUAGAGCAAGAUUUAGGUGCAAAUAUUCGCUAGAUGCCGAAAAAAAAACUAGGGCCCGAGGUCCUUACUACUGUUGUAGCUAGGUAGCUAAACCCCUA
Molecule: messenger RNA, 4560 nt
Organism: Ostrinia nubilalis (European corn borer)
Lineage: Eukaryota; Metazoa; Arthropoda; Insecta; Lepidoptera; Crambidae
Gene: Sin3A
Product: paired amphipathic helix protein Sin3b
Exons: 31
Coding region: 382-4545 (1387 amino acids)
Biological process (GO): negative regulation of transcription by RNA polymerase II
Cellular component (GO): Sin3-type complex; chromatin
Molecular function (GO): transcription corepressor activity
Source: RefSeq, a predicted model, not a curated record